Messenger RNA from Mizuhopecten yessoensis (Yesso scallop), 579 nucleotides. RefSeq lists its product as uncharacterized. The coding region runs from base 1 to 579 and encodes 192 amino acids. The record is from RefSeq and is a predicted model, not a curated record. Lineage: Eukaryota; Metazoa; Mollusca; Bivalvia; Pectinida; Pectinidae. The transcript is spliced from 2 exons.
AUGACAAACGCCAACCGGCGAUCAUGGCAUAANAGCCGUGGACAGCAGGCGACUUUAAUCGCAGUCUAUAGCCGUGGACAGCAGGCGGCUUUAAUCGCAGUCUAUAGCCGUGGACAGCAGGCGACUUUAAUCGCAGCCUAUAGCCGUGGACAGCAGGCGGCUUUAAUCGCAGCCUAUAGCCGUGGACAGCAGGCGGCGUUAAUCGCAAUCUAUAGCCGUGGACAGCAGGCGACUUUAAUCGCAGCCUAUAGCCGUGGACAGCAGGCGGCUUUAAUCGCAGCCUAUAGCCGUGGACAGCAGGCGGCGUUAAUCGCAAUCUAUAGCCGUGGACAGCAGGCGACUUUAAUCGCAGCCUAUAGCCGUGGACAGCAGGCGGCUUUAAUCGCAGCCUAUAGCCGUGGACAGCAGGCGGCGUUAAUCGCAAUCUAUAGCCGUGGACAGCAGGCGACUUUAAUCGCAGCCUAUAGCCGUGGACAGCAGGCGGCUUUAAUCGCAGCCUAUAGCCGUGGACAGCAGGCGGCUUUAAUCGCAGUCUAUAGCCUUGGACAGCAGGCGGCUUUAAUCGCAGUCAGCCUUUAG